UGAGCGGCAAAUUACACAUCACUUGUGGAUAUAAAACAUCUGGGCAACAAAACUGUUUAAAGUGAGGCAGCUGUGUGGAGGCAGAACAGACAGGACACCGUGGUCAGAGCCGCUCUGACGCCUCUCAACAUGAAUUCUGCUUUUAUGUUUUGGGUUUUUUCUCUGUUUGCCGCAGUAGCAGCUCAGUCUUAUUACAAUGAUGAAAUGUCCUGGGUCAACUUGUACCGCCAAGGCUUUAAUUUCCAGUGCCCUCAUGGAGAAGCCAUGGUGGCCAUCAGGAGCAUGUUUAAUAAGGAGGAAGGCUAUGACCGCCUGUGGACCUUUGAGUGCCAGCAAACACCCGAGGAGCUGGGAGAGCCCACCGACUGCUGGUGGGACGACAUUAAUCGGGCCGGGUUGGAGUGGAGUUCAUCAUGCACCAAUAAUGGAUUGGUAGCAGGCGUGCAAAGCAAGUACUUUGAGUCUGUUCUUGACCGGGAAUGGCAAUUUUACUGCUGCCGUUAUCGUCGCAUUUGUCCAUACUCAUGCAUGAAAACCAUGGAAGUGCCUGAGAACUACCAAGAGGAGGGUGAAAUGGUAGUCCCGACAUAUGGUUACUUCAUCAGGGGUGCCCAGACCACUUUCAGUGGAGUUCUCAGAGAUCGGCAGUGGAAGUACAUCAUUUGCAGAAUGACAGCCUUUGACUGCAAAUUUGAAAAUUUGUAGAGUUGUAAACAUUUCUGCAGCAUCCUUAGCAUUACUUAAUCAAUCAUAACAAGAAAAUGCAGCUUUGUUCUUUCCAUUUAGAGGAAAAACCUUUUACUAUCUCACAUAACCCUAAGAAAAUCCCCUUGAUCAGAGCAAUGUUAACAUUUUUAACUAUAUUUGCUUAUAAUAUUUUUUGACGCCUGUACCAUCAGCUUUGAUCAAUGUUACUAGUUUAGCAUGCAAGAACAACUGUUUAUAUAGAGGUAAAUGUUAAAAUGGUAAAAUAAAAAAACACUACUAUGAAGUAUUUUUGCUGUAAGAGGUCCCAAAGCAUCUUGGACGGCUUGAUUGUUUUGUAUAUAGCUCUUCUGGAUGAAUACAACAGCAGUCUUUCAACAGAAACUCCACCAUUUGUUGCUUUGUUUGUCGCAGUUUAAAACACUUCCUAAAGAUCCCUUGGGGAAGAUCUGGUGACCAACACUGAACUAGCAUACAGCAUACACCAUUACCAUUCACUUACCUAUCGGGUCUCUUGGAAUGGGGGUAUUGUCGACCUUGAAGUUACCCUCGCAAUAAAAAAAUGAUCGACAGGAUGAAGACGGUUAUUCAGAAUUGCUUGAAAUUUGAGUGCUAAGUGGCUGAGUGAAUACAAACCCCGCCUGAAACAUACUACCGUUUAACCUCUCACAACAGUCUACAGCCAUUUUACCUGAUUGAUGCCCACAUUAUUUCAAGCAUCUUUAUUAAGUUAAGCAAUUGUCCUAUAUAUGUAUACUGUACUGAAAGCCAUGUGUCUUGCAACUAUGUUGUAAAAAAGCCAGGAUUGAAAUGUUCCUCUUCUCUUGCUGACCUCAUAAG
Messenger RNA from Lampris incognitus (smalleye Pacific opah), 1545 nucleotides. It is a transcript of the gene dpt, whose product is annotated as dermatopontin. Gene Ontology annotation, cellular component: extracellular matrix. Gene Ontology annotation, biological process: collagen fibril organization. The transcript is spliced from 4 exons. Gene Ontology annotation, molecular function: extracellular matrix structural constituent. The record is from RefSeq and is a predicted model, not a curated record. Lineage: Eukaryota; Metazoa; Chordata; Actinopteri; Lampriformes; Lampridae. Bases 130 to 705 code for a protein of 191 amino acids.